Messenger RNA from Pimephales promelas (fathead minnow), 1665 nucleotides. It is a transcript of the gene rdh14a, whose product is annotated as retinol dehydrogenase 14a. NCBI's taxonomy places the organism in Eukaryota, Metazoa, Chordata, Actinopteri, Cypriniformes, Leuciscidae. The record is from RefSeq and is a predicted model, not a curated record.
UUCCGGUUACUUCCCACAUGCGUGAUUGUUUACGCCUACAAACCUGUUCAUGAAUUGGACGUUGUUGAUGGCCCCAGAAGGAUCAGCAGUGAAGCAGAUAUUACCCAUAAUUAACAUUUUGAUGAAGUCAUCGAUAUGCUGCGAGGCAAAACUAUUAUCGUGACCGGGGCAAACAGUGGCAUUGGAAAAGCCACGGCUGUGGAGCUGCUGCGGCGUCAGGGCCGGGUGAUCAUGGCAUGUAGAAGCCGAGAACGAGCGGAGAAAGCAGCCCAGGAGAUUAAGCAGGAGGCCGGACCAGAGCAAGGGGAACUAGUGGUAAAACUCUUGGACCUGGCAUCGCUUAAAUCGGUCCGUAUUUUUAGCGAAGAGAUAAUCAAGGAAGAGUCAAGAAUUGACAUCCUGAUUAACAAUGCUGGAAUCUACCAGUGUCCUUACACCAAAUCAGAAGAUGGGUUCGAGAUGCAGUUUGCUGUCAAUCAUCUAGGUCACUUCCUGCUCACAAACCUCCUGUUGGACCUCCUGAAACAUUCCGCUCCUAGUCGCAUCAUUGUGGUGUCCUCCAAACUUUACAAGUAUGGCGAAAUAAACUUUGAUGACCUGAACAGCUCGCAGAGCUACGAUAAAGCUUUCGCUUAUGCACGGAGUAAACUAGCCAACCUUCUCUUCACAUUGGAGCUCUCGCACAGACUUGAGGACACAGGAGUGACCGUAAACGCUCUCACCCCAGGGAUCGUGAGGACUAACCUGGGCCGACAUGUCCACAUCCCGCUGCUGGUGAAGCCUCUGUUUAACCUGGCUUCACGGGCCUUCUUCAAGUCCCCCGAGGAGGGUGCGCAGACUUCUAUCUAUCUGGCCUGCUCUGAAGAUGUGGACGGCAUUCAAGGGAAGUGCUUUGCUAACUGUCUUGAGGAACAGCUGUUAGCUAAGGCCACAGAUGAGGAGGUGGCCAAGAAACUGUGGGACAUUAGUGAAGUAAUGGUGGGCAUCACAACCUGAAUCUUACAAACUUAAGAAUUGAAUUCAUGUACAUGAUUAUUUCAGAUCUGGCAGUAAAUAAAACACAGUUUUUUUCCAUCAAGUAUUUUGGAAAGACUUUGUCUCGAAAAUAAAACGUGCAAAAUUUACUCAUGCUAAUAUCCACAGGAGGGAGCUGUUUUAGCCAUUCAUAUUUACUUUUGCAUUUGAAAUAAUAACCAUACAGUUGCUGUGUGUGUGUGUGUGUGUGUGUGUGUGUUUUAAAUUAACUAUUUAUAUUUUAACUUAAACUCAUCUUUAGAUAUCCUGUUCCACAUUUCAGUUCUUAUGUUUUCCUGAGAUAGUAAUUAAUCCUGGGAGACAAAGAUUUCAAACGUACACAACACAUGAUCACAUGUUGGUUAAGACUAGAUACAGGCGUCUUUGAGUUUGCAUGCACAGUAUUGAAUAUUUCUGCCCAAAUCCUGCUCUAUUGUUUCAUCUUUCUGCUGUUAGAAGUGAAAUAAUUAACAGUAACACUGCAUUUGAUUUUCACAUCUCUUAUGGAAGAUCAGUGGAAAGGCAUUCUCGGUUACAGUACUUAAUAAAGAAGCAUUAAACAAAGCAAAAGUAUAUUAGUAUCUCUAUUCUGAAUAUGCACUUUAUUGUUUAAACAACAUAAUAAAUGAAUGUAUUGUUUUUGUGGCACAA